AGCCGAAGAUGUCGGCUCAGUCAUGUGAUCAGCUGUGUCCAAUCACAGCUGAUCACAUGGGACAUGUACACUGAUCAUCAGGGCACUGAUGAUCAGUGUGCCCUGAUGAUCAGUGUGGCCUCAGAAGUGCCACCUGUCAGUGUCCAUCAGUGCCAGCUGCCAGUGCUGAACAGUGCCACGUUCCAGUGCCACAUCAAUGCCACAUAUCAGUGCCCAUCUGAGCUGCCUUUCAGUGUCACCCAUCAGUGCCAGGCAGUGCCACCUAUCAAUGCCAAUCAGUACCACCUAUCAGUGCUGCCAAUCAGUGCCACCUAUCAGUGCCAGUCAGUGCCGCAUAUCAGU
Molecule: messenger RNA, 342 nt
Organism: Staurois parvus
Lineage: Eukaryota; Metazoa; Chordata; Amphibia; Anura; Ranidae
Source: the annotation of a GenBank genome assembly